Molecule: messenger RNA, 5459 nt
Organism: Syngnathoides biaculeatus (alligator pipefish)
Lineage: Eukaryota; Metazoa; Chordata; Actinopteri; Syngnathiformes; Syngnathidae
Product: protein phosphatase 1 regulatory inhibitor subunit 16B-like
Exons: 10
Coding region: 18-1688 (556 amino acids)
Biological process (GO): regulation of sprouting angiogenesis; establishment of endothelial barrier
Cellular component (GO): cytoplasm
Molecular function (GO): enzyme inhibitor activity; protein phosphatase regulator activity; protein binding
Source: RefSeq, a predicted model, not a curated record
CCCCCCACUCCGACAUCAUGGCCAACCACCUGGAGUUGAUCCAGGAGCUGCAGCAGCUGGACAAGGUGCCCAGUCUGGAGAGGCUGCGGGCGGCCCAGAAGCGCCGCACUCAGCAGCUCAAGCGCUGGGCCGUGUACGAGAAGGAGAUGCAACACAAAAAGCGCAAAGCGGACAGGAAGGGACGAAACGCCAACGGCUACCAGCACGCCGAGGCCAAGAGGCGGGUGUCGUUCGCCGCCAGCGUGGCGCUCCUGGAAGCGUCGGCCAGGAAUGACCCGGAUGAAGUGCGCUACUUGUUGAAAAACAAUGUCAGCCCGGACCUCUGCAACGAAGACGGCCUCACUGCGCUACAUCAGUGCUGCAUAGACAACUACGAGGAGAUGGUGAAGAUCCUACUGGAUCGCGGAGCUUGCGUCAACGCUCAGGACAACGAGCUGUGGACGCCGCUGCACGCUGCCGCUACCUGCGGCCACGCAGGCCUUGUCAAGACACUCAUUGCACAUGGUGCUGAUCUGCUGGCGGUCAACUCUGAUGGGAACAUGCCGUACGACCUUUGCGAAGACGACCCGACGCUGGACAUCAUUGAGACGGCCAUGGCCAACAGGGGCAUCACCCAGGAGAUGAUCAACGAGACCCGGGCCUCCACAGAGAGGAGGAUGCUCGGAGAUAUCCAGGAACUGGUGCGGCUCGGCGACGACGUCAACCGUCAGGACUCGCAGGGAGCCACGCUGCUGCACAUCGCGGCAGCAAACGGCUACAUGCAGGCGGCCGAGCUGCUGCUGGAGGGGGGCUCUCGGAUGGACCUGAGAGAUUCAGACGGAUGGCAGCCGCUACACGCCGCGGCCUGCUGGGGACAGAUGCACGUGGCCGAGCUGCUGGUGUCUCACGGAGCCAGUCUCAAUGCCAAGACCUUCCUGGAGGAGACCCCCAUUGACCUGUGCGAGGACGAGGAGUUCAGAACUAUUCUGCUGGACCUGAAGCACAAGCACGACACCAUCAUGAAGUCCCAGCUCAAACACAAGACCUCGUUGUGCCGACGGACCUCCAGUGCAGGCAGCCGCGGGAAGGUGGUGAGGCGAGCCAGCUUGUCCGACAGACACAACCUGUGCCGCAAGGAGUACGAGACGGAGGCCAUCGUGUGGAGGGGAGGCAGGGAGGAGGAGGACAAGGAGGACAAAGAGAAGGAGGCCGACCAGGAACAUUUCCAGGUGCUCCACGUCAAGCCCGCAGAGGCGGUGGAUCCACCCGACCAGACCAAGCUGCCCACCAUCCUCAAAGACGGCAGCAGCAAGCACAACGGCCUCAUCGCUACAUCUACAUGCGUCCCCCCGCAGCCCCCCGCCAACGGCAAAGCCGGAGUCGACAAGAGCCCGCUCGCCACCAGCUCACCCGGCCAAGAUGAAAAUUUUCCUCGCGAGAGAGCUCAAACUCUGUCAGAGCUAAAAAAGCAACGGGCGGCGGCCAAGCUGUUGAACCAUCCCCUGUUCAACGGUCACCUGGGCAACGGUUCCACGGACUCCUUCAGCGACGCCAAAUCCCUUUCGGACGACCCCCGCAUGCCGCUGGUCUCGUCCAACGGCAGCGCCGUGUUCUACACGCCGGCGAGCGGCGAGCCGCCGCUCCUCAGACUCAGGCAGCCGGUCGAUGAAGAGCAACCCAAGUCGCGGACCUGCUGCUGCGUGUCGUAGCGCCGACGUCGCACCGGGACGCGGAAUUGCAAACGUUUGCACAGGAGAGGCGAAGGGGAGUCAAAUAACUUUUGCUCCAAAAAGUGGACUUUCUACGUGAAGGGAGGUAGCAAGUGUAGCAGGCGAACAAACGGAGGCUUUGGACUCAAUUUGGAGACGAGGACGGACCACGACGACGGAGGGCUGAAGACAAUUCGAGGUAAAAAGAGGAACCUCCAAAGUCGACAGAUUUCAAAACAUUUUUUUUUGGGGGGGGGGGGGUCGCAAUCAUGAUGGACACAACUACAACAUUUUAUGUUCUCAAGUGAAAGGUUCAGAGGUACCGGUCAAAAAAUUCACCGCCAUGUUCCGCCCGCAUGCAAUGUUGAAAAGUUGUCAUUUCGAGCACAUCCGGUUCAAUUUGGUCUCAAGCAGAUUAAAACAGUUUUUAAAAUAACACCUUAGAAAAGACCAAAACAAAAAACAAUAUAAAUGGACUCUCCAAAGUUAAAAGGAAAUGGAUCCGUCCCACGAUGGUGCUUGACUUCUAACUUUACUGAAAGAAUUCGUUCCGGGUCAUCUUUGAGGUGCUCACUGGUGUCCUUUUAGAUCAGGGGUGACAAACACAUUUUUGCCACGGGCCGCAUUGUAGCUGCGGUUUCCUUCUGAGGGCCGUUAUGAUUGAGAAACAAUCCAAAAAAUUUUAAUCGCCUCAUUAUCUUUACCCUGAUUUGGAACCAGAACUCAAGUUCAAUGGGUUUUUCAACAAUUGUUCAUGUUAGGUUACGCAAAAGUGCUUGCGAUAUCUCAAACUUGUCAUUUAUGACAUGGCAAUUUGAAAUCUUAACAGAAAUCCUGUAAGUUGACACGCAUAAUAUGCCUUCGCGGGCCACAUGAAACCAGAUGGCGGGCCAGAUCUGGUCCUCGGGCCUUGAGUUUGACACCUGUGUUGUAGAUGCUCACUGAACUCAAGGCUCAGAUUUCAACGGACUUUUACGGUUCAGUGGUACCUUGACUUAAGAGUCGAAUUCAUUUGGCUCAAUUUACUCGUAUCUCAAAUUGUGAGCGAGAUGGAAUAUGACACAUAAAAGAAAAAAAUUUUUGAAAUUCCACCGGGCGACGCCUCAUCAGAAAAAGUUGGUGCGCUCGUAAGCUACGUAUAGAAAAUGAUGUUUGAAUCCCAAAUUGGACCACCAUUUCUUGUGUUCGACUUUGGAGGUUGCGCUCUACUUAAGUGAACAUUUGAGAUUAUUAUUUUUAACUUGAAGGAAAAGUCAUCAUCGCGUCGGUCAUAAAUUCCCACAUAUCAAAAGACGUAAACAGCGCUUUGAACGUCAUGAAUUAGUGAAGGGAAGGAAUGCCAUAAAAGUGUUAUUGUGUAAUCUGACCUGUCACCAUCUCUUUUAUAUACUGUACGUCUACAGCCAACUGAUAUUUGUAUUGAUCCCGUCAACCGUGCGUUUUAUUUAUUACAUGAGGGAUCUGUUCCUACAUUGAAGUGUAUUUAUUGUUGCGGAUGGUGUGUGAAUGCGAACGGGGGGCGGACAAGACACAGGAAAGCAACUUUUUCCUUAUAUCACAGCGGAAGGUUUAAUCGCGACAUCCCUCCAAAAUAACACAAAAAGGCCGCAACAGAGGAUCCGCCACUUGGCGGACUUUUUACACCGAGCCACCGCAUCAGAUACCGUAAAAUUGGACUGGACUUGCACUGGAUAAAUGAUUCAAGUGACAAUUUCAUUUUUUUUUUCCCAAGCGGAACAACUGGAGUACAGAAUAAGUAUGAAAACAAAACAAAAACCGUGAAAUCGCGUAUAUUCUGAUCAGAAUCAGGCAUCGACGACGAAAUCAAUCAAUGAGAGUGGAAAGUGCAUCAUAAACGUAGUUUGGAUAAAGCCUGUCAAUGAAACCAGAGAGGUUUACUUUUAAUAUUUGUCUUAUUGACGUUAUUGCUAACAAGAAGCUCCCCAAGCUCGUUGUAUGAUGUAUAAUGACGACAAAUGGCAGAUUUGAUUUUCUAUUCGAUUCUGUUGCACUUCCAUCUCGACACUUGCAAUUUGCGCGUCAAGCCAUGUGGGUUGCUUCGCGUGUUCUGUCAUUGUAAACGGAGCCAUGUUGGAAAUGUGCCACUUAAAAUGUAGAUUUAAAAAAAAAAAAAAACAAACAAAAAGAGCAGAUACUGUACAGCAGUGGUCUCAAACCCAAUUCACCUCGGGGGCCGCCGUGGGCACUUUCUAACUAACUCCUUGGCCGCACCCUCGGCGCACAUGCUUGCAAUUUAAAUGAGAAAUUUAAAAAAAAAAAUCUUACUUUUUUUUUUUUUUUUAAAGCACAAAAAUAAGACAAGCAAGGAAGCUAAUGUAAACAAGCUGUAUGCAAAACUACUCAUGAAACUCUCCAUGGCAGCGGUUCCCAAAGUCAACCUGGGCCCGGACCCCCAACCUCAGCUUUCGCCAAUAAUGUAGUGCUGGACACAGCUAUGCCAUUCUGGUACAAAGAAAUACUCAAUUUUCGUGGCUCACGUACUCUUGCUUUUUGUUUUUGCACAAUAAAUCAAAAUGUGGUUCAACACUGUGAGUGAGAAAGAAGAAAAAAAAAAAAGUUUUUUUGUUCUUCAGAAAAAUAUUUUAUUAUUACUGUCACGGACCCUCUGGAAAGACGUUUUUCACCCCCUGGGGGUCCGUGGACCCCACUUUGGCAACCACUGCUCCAUGGCAACACCACUGUAACUUUUCACUCAAUGAAAACUGUUUCUCCGCUUGCAUCAAGCGUGGUCGCUGUCACGCCCCCGAGAGCCACAAUCCCCGCCGCGAUUGGCAAGCUCGCCAGCUCCGCACACAACACUGCAAAAGUCCCAUUCAUAUAAAACUUCAGGGCCGCACUAUCAUUUAACUCUGACAGUAAGGUGGGGGCCACAAAAUAUCAUAUUGGGUGCCGCAAAUGGCCCAUGGGCCGCGAGUUUGAGACCCUUGCUGUACAUGCAUGAAAUUGGAAUUGGACGCAAAUCCAGCCUCGAUGACGUUCUGACUGCGACGAGUGUCCUGGCACUCCGGAAUAUUUACAGCCUUUGCGUUUGAUUUAAAUUAGGGAUGGUCAUGCAAGUACAUUUCUUCGAACGGCCACUUUAGCAUUAGCAUAAUUAUCAAUGAAAAUAGCAUCCACGUUGCCUCAUCUCCAUGCGAGUGCCAAGGAGUCUUCCAUUAAAAUAAAUAAAUAAAUAAACACACACACACACACACACACAGAGUCCAAUUUCGGUGUAGUUGGUUCCUUUAGACAGACGCUCCACCUGCCCUCGUUUGUACAGUUAUCAAUGAUGUGUACAGAUGAAUUUGUAAAUACUAACGUCGUCUGUCCCCAUGAACUGCAUUUAUCUGUUCUUGUUCUUGUUGUUAUUGUUGGCGCCCUAACGGAAAACUCCAGAAUACACGUAACGAUCCUCUUUGGUCAUCCUGCUUUAUGUGUGUCAGAUGCCUGCAAAGUACACUCAGGUGCCAGUCUUAAAUGUGUUCCUCCAUUGUCUGAUUAUUAUUAUUUGGUCCUGAAAUGUCAGGAAUUCUUUUUUUUUUUUCCUCCAUUAUUUUUACAUCAACUAAAUGUCUAACUGCUGUGUGUGUAAUAAAUUGAUACGUCCAAUUCCUUCACAACAUAUACAGUAUUUACAUGUGAUUAUCAACAGAGAGACAAAAGGACACAAAUAUGAAAGAACUACUGACGAUUUUGUAAUUAUUAGACUGACUAUAUUGAUGGCUGCAUUCACAUAUUUUGAAUAAAUUGUAUAUUUUGAGAAUUCUA